This is a messenger RNA of Stegodyphus dumicola, 771 nucleotides long. RefSeq lists its product as uncharacterized. Gene Ontology annotation, cellular component: plasma membrane. Lineage: Eukaryota; Metazoa; Arthropoda; Arachnida; Araneae; Eresidae. Gene Ontology annotation, biological process: sodium ion transmembrane transport. Gene Ontology annotation, molecular function: ligand-gated sodium channel activity. The record is from RefSeq and is a predicted model, not a curated record.
AUGAGACAAUUAGUAGAAGUAACGCAUCUACAAUAUUUUGCAGGAAUUUUGGAUCUUAUACAAGACAAAGAAGUGAGAAAUGUGGCACGUUUGGUUAUAAACGCUCAAACAAACGAUCUGGUGGAUGUGGAAGAAGCUUUGCUACCAAGCCCCACCGAACUACAGAAUUACGGUGGUACCUUCGAUAGUCUGGUUUCCUCUUGUAGUUUCGAAGGAGCUAGUUGUUACAGAGAAAAUUUUACUGUUCUGUAUCAUCCAAAUUAUGGUAAAUGUUACAUGUUUAACUAUGUCGGAAGUGGAGGAGAAUCCCCCAUAGAAACUUACACUUAUGGAAGCAAAAGUGGUCUCCAGCUGCUUCUCAGAGUGACGGACGAGAAUGCCUUGUCCCUUCUCAGUAGAGAAAUCGGUGCACGUGUUGUUAUUCAUGAUCCUCACUCCUUACCUUUUGUAUCCGAGUAUGGAGUUAAUGUUCGACCGCGUGAUAUGACAACAGUGGAGAUGUCCAUAACCAAAACGAAUCGCCUAGGUUAUCCCUGGGGAAACUGCGAGGAGAUAAGUCUAAGCCAUGAAGAAGAGCCUUAUUCAGUGCUGGGAUGUGAAAAGACAUGUGCGUUGAUAUAUAUGACAAAAAUAUGUAACUGCACCAUGAGGCAUUUACUUCGUGAAACUGUCGUUUCAAGAAAUAAUAUUCAGUAUCCAUUAUGCAACAUCAGUAAUCUAAGAGAAAGUAAGUACUUUAUUGUAAGAAAUCCUUCUAAUUUUAAUUUUUGA